Diorhabda carinulata is the source of this 4917-nucleotide messenger RNA. RefSeq names its product serine/threonine-protein kinase minibrain. The transcript is spliced from 7 exons. Gene Ontology annotation, molecular function: protein serine/threonine/tyrosine kinase activity; transcription coactivator activity; ATP binding. Gene Ontology annotation, cellular component: nucleus. The coding region runs from base 1094 to 2881 and encodes 595 amino acids. NCBI's taxonomy places the organism in Eukaryota, Metazoa, Arthropoda, Insecta, Coleoptera, Chrysomelidae. Gene Ontology annotation, biological process: positive regulation of DNA-templated transcription; protein autophosphorylation; peptidyl-threonine phosphorylation. The record is from RefSeq and is a predicted model, not a curated record.
AUCGGUAGAUAGCAGCACUAGUGUUAUGUUGCCAUGUUUUGUAAUAAUUUAAAAUAUUUUUUGUGACUUUAUCAUGUGAUUUAGUGAACUGUUAAAGCGAAGAAUGAUUAAAAAGAUCACGUUUAAAAUUCUUGAAAGGAAUAAUUUAGGAUAGUAUUUAAUAUGGAUUUUUAAGUUGGUUGGACGCUACGAACAAUGGCAACGCUGGUUCUACUUAGUUGCGAGUUGCCAUGUUGUUGCGUUUUAGGGGUGUGCUACACCAUCAAAAUAAAAUUAUUUAUUUAAUUUGAAAGUAAUAAGCGGAAGUUUGUGAGAAUUAUACAGUUUCAUACAAGUUAGUUUACAUAUUUAACUGUUAGUGUUACUUUUAAGCUGUCGGGAAGUGAGAAUUUAACACACGUGGAGUGGAAAACAGCAAUAAAGGUGAAUGAUCCAAAUACCUACAUGUGGGCCUGAAAACAGUAUUUUUAGGAGUUUAACCAUAUGAGUGAUUUAUUGUUAGGCAUUAAUAUAACCUAAAUUUGGUUUAAUUUAUGAAUGUGCUAUGUGUGCACACUUGUUAUUGUUUUGCUCAGUGGUGCUUCAGAGUUUUUUCUUGUGUACAGUGAAGUGCUGUGACUGUCUUGUCGUCAAUCGAGAGCGAUCAGUCCAUUUCAGGAGACGAGGGGAGUGAACUUUGAUAUAUUCAAUCGUGUUUAGCUUGCGGCUUUUCAGUUCAUAAUUAAUUAAAAAUGUUUAUACCAUGCGGCCUAACCAAUAUACCCCAAUCGUGCUACAAUAUUUCCUGAAGACUCAAGAGUAUCCUGUAGUCGAAGAAUGUUGUGCUCGUCAGAUUGACUGGUUGUUGUUUUUCUAUCUUCGUCUCUCUCGAAACGGAAGUGCCUGUGUCUGUGAAAGCAUAAUAUCGGCUGGCCUUGGAAAGCGGGAGGUUAGUGGCCUUAAGCACGCGGGAUUGUUUACCCAGUGACAGCAUGGGAGCUGGUUGUUAUUAAGUUGGAUUAUUAUAUGUUAACCCCGGCUGCAUCAUACAAUCAGCCGUGGGUUGAGAAAAACAAAGAAAACCAGAAUCAUUUUUCUCCAAUUUCUACUGUCCAUGGCGUGGCACAAGCAAGAACACGUAAUGCUCAUGGAUAAAAAUAAACCAAAAAUGCCAGCAACUCCUGGCGGAGGAGGAGACAUGACUCUUACUCAAAGACGACAUAUUCCUCUAUAUGGCCGAUUGGUAGCUGAAGAUACUUUAGGAAUUCCACCCAUGACUAACUCAUCAUCUACUGACAUUCAGGCAAUGCAGGCGAGAAUACCACCUACCUUUAGGGAUUCUUCUUCAGCUCCCCUUAGGAAACUUAGCGUUGAUUUAAUUAAGACUUAUAAACAUAUUAACGAAGUAUACUAUGCUAAAAAGAAACGAAGGGCAGCCCAAAUCCUAGGUGAAGACACUUCUCAUAAAAAAGAAAGGAAGAUUUACAAUGAUGGUUAUGAUGAUGAUAACCAUGAUUACAUAGUGAAAAAUGGUGAAAAGUUCCUGGAGAGAUACGAAAUUGAUUCUCUCAUUGGCAAAGGUUCUUUUGGUCAAGUCGUCAAGGCAUUUGAUCAUGUAGAAAAAUGCCAUGUGGCUAUAAAGAUUAUAAAGAAUAAGAAACCUUUCCUUAACCAGGCUCAAAUCGAAGUUAAGUUAUUAGAAAUGAUGAAUAGAGCUGACGUUGAGAAUAAAUAUUAUAUAGUUAAAUUAAAAAGACAUUUCAUGUGGAGGAAUCAUUUAUGUCUUGUAUUUGAACUUCUAUCGUAUAACUUGUAUGAUUUACUUCGAAACACCAACUUUCGUGGUGUAUCAUUGAAUCUCACUAGAAAAUUUGCCCAGCAGCUUUGUACAGCCUUACUUUUUCUUUCUACUCCUGAACUGAAUAUUAUACACUGCGACCUUAAACCCGAAAAUAUACUGCUAUGCAAUCCGAAAAGGUCAGCUAUUAAAAUCGUUGACUUUGGAAGUUCUUGCCAAUUGGGUUCAAGAAUAUACCAAUAUAUUCAAUCGAGAUUUUAUAGAUCACCUGAAGUACUCUUAGGAAUUCCAUAUGAUUUAGCUAUAGAUAUGUGGUCUUUGGGAUGCAUUCUGGUAGAAAUGCAUACAGGGGAACCUUUAUUUAGUGGUGCCAAUGAAAUUGAUCAGAUGAACAAAAUCGUCGAGGUUCUGGGUAUGCCACCUAAACAUCUUUUAGAUCAUAGUAAUAAAACUCGAAAAUUUUUUGAAAAAAUUCAAGGAGAGAGAAGGUACAUACUGAAGAAAAAUAAAGAUGGAAAAAAAUAUAAAAUACCAGGUACUAGAAGACUUCACGAUAUCUUAGGAGUUGAGACGGGAGGUCCAGGUGGUAGAAGAACAGGUGAAAUUGGACACACCAUGUCUGAUUAUCUCAAGUUUAAGGAUCUAAUUCUACGCAUGCUGGAAUAUGAUCCUAAAACAAGAAUUACACCAUAUUAUGCUUUGCAGCACAAUUUUUUUAAGCGUACUACAGACGAGAGCACUAACACGGCAAAUAGUACGAGUUCUAGUCCCGCAGUCGCUUCUUUGGAUAUGUCGUCUCUGACGAAUUCAGGUAGUCAGCAUGGAUUAAACUUGGUAGGACGUUCUAAAGAUUUCUCCGAGCAAAAUUAUAUAUCAUCCGCCUACACAUCAAUGGAAUGUGAUAUGUCGCCAUCUCGGUACAUCCAUCGACAGCGGUUUCAAUCCUCUAUGUUGAACCACGGCCCUCCAUCCCUACAAUAUGUACCCUACCCAACAAAUAGAAUGGAAAGCACGCCCCCUAAGCACAACCCCCCAAACAAGACUAACGAACAAGAAGACAGUUCUAUGGUUUGUGUUCAACAUAGUCCAGUGGCUAUACAUUGAGAUUCUACGUCUUUUCGGCCUUUUAUAUUAAUAAAAAGAACUUGAAAAUACUAACUAGAAGAGUAAUUCAAUUACUUAUUGUGAUUUGUGAUUUUUGAAAUGACUGAUUAUUGAUCAAUUGACAUUUUCCAAUUAGGCAAUAUACGUGUUAAGUGUUGUUCAUGUCGAUUUAAUAUGAAAAAGAGAAGACGAGAUUGCAAAAUGAACUGUUCGCUAGAAAGUGACAGCAACAGACAUCAGCUUGAAAGUGCUUGCUCUUUUGGCAUUCAGCAAAGCUAAAACCUGUAUGUGUUUUAUUAUACAAAAAGAUUUUAUUACAUCAUUUAAGUCAGUCAAAUGAAGAGUAAUUUUUGAGGAUUAUUCGAAUAUAUUCAUAAUUAUACUUCCUAUACAUUCUUUACCGAAUCUUUAAGAUCCCUAUUUAUAUAAAAAAAUAAAGUUGCCUACGGGUGAGCGAAAUUCGUAUCGUUUUUUAUUGUUAGUAAGAAUUGGUCAGCACUAAAGUAGAUUGUACUCUAUUUUCAAAUCUAAAGCAUAUCAUUUUAUUUAAGGGUGGGGAAAAAUUGCGAGAAAAUGUAUUUAAAUUUACAUUUUUUAUGGUAAAAUAGAGGCUUCAAGGAAUUAUUUUAAUAAAUUGUAAAAUGUUGUUUGCUACUUCUAUUUUAGUGUGCUUUCGAUUAUAAUUUUUUAUAUUGUAUAGGCUUUCACGGAUUUCUCUUCUUAGUUUAACAUUUCUUUUCACAUUUUGCGGUCUUGGCUCUUCUAACCCCGCUCAUAUUACUGAUUGUCAUGAUGUCAUCACAUACAUUCUUCCACCAAUGUUGACGUUAGCUCGGGAGGGAUAGUUCUUUGGGACAAAACUUGGUAAUUUCGAAAAAAUAUCCCUGCCACAUGCUUCAUGUUUAAAAUGUUGGAAGAAAUUGCUUAGCAUGAAUUAACCGAAAUUGCCACACUAUCAAAAACUUCACUAAUAGUAAUUCCACAGUUAUCUAUAAUUUAUUCUUUCUUCACUACCUUCUUACCAAUUGUUGACUUGUGAAAAAGUUGAUAGCAUUUUUUUCUGUUUUUCCUAUAUUUUUAAAUUUAUUCAUAGAUUAUUUACAUUCAUUGCUAAAAAAAUAAAGGAAACAAUUCCAUGAUCUUAUUCCAUUUACUACUUAAACAAUUUUUUUACCCAAAUGCUUUAUUGUGGUUCUCAAAUUUUAUUUGCUGGGAUUGAAAGAGAUGAACAUUAUAAAGAUCAGAUUUGCAAACUUAUUGCUUCUAAGAACGUAGCUUCAUCAAUCUAAAUUAAACAAUUUUAAAAACAAAAAUAAUUGACAAUUUUAUAUAAAAAAAAUGUCUUAAUCGUGAAAAUACUUUUUUGGAAUAUUAGUAAGAGUACUUUUGAUCAGUAUUGGCCAGUUCUCCUGUCAAAAAAUUAGCCACGCAUUCUUUAUAUACAUCUUGUACAUACGUUUGAAUCAACUCUAAAACAUAAGUGAUCUUUUUUUGAUGAAUGUAGGUAUUUUUAAAUUCAGCAUUCAGUUCUAUAAUAUUUUUUUACAUUGACACAUGUUUUGUACAUAGUUUUCAAAGUUGUACUGAACAUAAUAGAUUUAAAAUUUUAUGUCAUUGAUAAUUUUGUAAAAAAAUAUACUAAAAAACACAAACUUUUUAUUCCAAUUAUACACGUUAUAAAACAGGUACAAAAAUCCUUUGUUUAUUUGAAAUGCGUGUUUUAUGACGGAAUUAAUCAUGUUUAUAGUAAUUUGUUUUUGAGAACUAAGUUACUUUUGUAUACGAAGGCUUGGAGCAACACAUAACAUACAAGUCAGUGCUCUAAAACAUUUCUCCUAAAAUGAAUCAGAUGGAGUAAAUCAUAAGAAACGAUUACAAUCCAUCUGAUACCUUUUAUGAUGAAUAUUUUAGGAAACAGACUGUAACUAAUUUUUUUGUUUUGACACCAGAAAUGAAGUAUUAAUACAAAAUAUUGUGUCAGAGUAGUAAAUGGUUAGGUUUUAGCCAAAUUAUGUUAAUAAAAGAUAUUGAUAGAA